Molecule: messenger RNA, 1082 nt
Organism: Vanessa tameamea
Lineage: Eukaryota; Metazoa; Arthropoda; Insecta; Lepidoptera; Nymphalidae
Product: SAP domain-containing ribonucleoprotein
Exons: 1
Coding region: 119-934 (271 amino acids)
Biological process (GO): poly(A)+ mRNA export from nucleus
Cellular component (GO): nucleus
Source: RefSeq, a predicted model, not a curated record
UAAGCUGUGGCCAUAAUUUCAUCGCUUGACGCUUCUGUGAUAUUAAAAACAUAGGGGGUUGGUAAUAUUUAAUAGUAAUUGUUAUUAUUAUAUUUACUUGAAAAACUAUAAUUACAUCAUGGCCGAUUCUACUAUGAAUGAUAUUAGUAAAAUGAAGGUGGUAGAUUUACGAAAAGAACUAAAAUCACGUGGCCUAUCUUACGCUGGGGAUAAAGCUGAGCUUGUUGCGCGGCUACAAGGUGCUAUAACGCAGGAUGAUCAUGGGGAUAUUAACUUAGAUUCUGAUGAGAUUGACUCGGAUGGAGUACUAGAAGACGAGGACGAUAAAAGCCACAAUGAUAUACUCGAGGAUUCCGCAGUAGACACAUUAAAUGAGGAACUUGUGCUUGAAGAAACUUCACCAGAAAAACAGCCACCAGAGACAAAGCCAUCAAGAAUCCUUAAAAGAAAAAUCACAUCUGAGACACCUAAACCCGUCGAAAAUAAGGAAGCAGGUGCAAAGAAAAUAGUUUUAAACAGAACAAUAUCCCUAACAACAAACACUGCCAAACCUGUGGAUGAAAAAAAGGAUAUUGAACCUCCAGAUAAUAAUUCUACCGACAAAACAUUUACAAGUAGUAAAAUUAAAAUAUCAGCUGAAACAGAUACCAAGACAAGAAUGGAGAUGCGAGCUAAAAGGUUUGGCCUACCUAUUAAAAUGACCGACGAACAAAGAAAAGAAGCAAGAAAGCAGAGAUUCAACCAGAACACAAUUUCGUCAGAUAGCUCAUCUUUGAAUAUAACCUCUUCAUCUGAAUCUUUAGCUGAAAACUUGGAAAAAUUUAAGAAAAGAGCUGAACGGUUUGGCCAGUCUGUAUCAGCAAUUAUGACUGAUAUUGAAAAAAAAGAAAAAUUGGAAAAGCGAAAAGCCAAAUUUGGAACUGUAAAGAUAUAAAAAUACUGAUCAUCAGUAAAACACUGGUAUUUUGUGCAUAUUGCACCAAUAUAAAUAAUUAGCACUUAAGGAUUUCAUUGUUUUAACUAUACUGUUUCUAAUGUAAAGACUAACAACUCAUGACAUAAAAGGAUUUAUUUGAGGACAA